GAGGAGGGGGAGGAGAAAUAGGAGAAGGAGGAGGAGAAAGAAGAGGAGGAGGAGGAGGUGAACAACUUACCCCGCUGAGCUUUCUUUGGGGAAUACGUGCAUCAAGGUUUAGAUCUGCAUGUAAAAUCCAUACAAAGUAUCUGACACUACAAGUCUGACUCUCCUCCCUACCCCGUUUGUUUGUUUGUUUUUUUCUUUCCCUUUUCUCUGCUGUCAGAAAGACUGAAACAGAACUAUCUCUGUUUCUGGCUCCACUGCCAGUGAAGGAGUUUUCAUUCAGACUUUCCGAAGAGAGGUGGAGAAACCUAAAGACUCAGGAGAAGAAGAGGUCCUUUGAGCCAGAUGGGGCAUUAGUUCUUCUGCUUUUCUCAGCAUGGAUAAGCCCUUUCUUCAAGGAUUUUCUGAUGCGCCCUAAGAUCCAUGUAACUACAAGGGCUCUUUAUCACCACAAGUGCCACCCUGACCCAAAACCACUCAGAACUCAAGAAUCAAGGCAAAAUGGAUGCCACAGUGACAGAUGAUUUCCAACAAAUCCUGCCUAUUGAACAGCUGCGCUCUACUCACGCGAGCAAUGAUUAUGUGGACCGUCCUCCAGUCCCCUGUAAACAGGCCCUCUCCAGCCCUUCCCUUAUCGUGCAAACCCACAAAUCUGAUUGGUCCCUGGCUACCAUGCCUACUGCUCUCCCACGCAGUCUCAGCCAGUGCCAUCAAUUGCAGCCCUUGCCUCAGCAUCUGAGCCAAUCUAGCAUUGCCAGCUCAAUGUCCCAUAGCACCACUGCCUCUGAUCAAAGGCUCUUGGCCAGCAUUACGCCCUCACCUUCAGGCCAGUCCAUCAUCCGAACCCAGCCUGGAACAGGAGCCCACCCAAAGGCUGAUGGUGCUCUGAAGGGAGAAGCUGAGCAAUCUGCAGUGCACCCCAGUGAGCACCUCUUCAUCUGCGAGGAGUGUGGGCGCUGCAAAUGUGUCCUCUGUACGGCAGCUCGCCCUCUCCCCUCCUUCUGGCUGUGCAACCAGCGUUGCCUUUGCUCCGCUGAGAGCCUCCUCGAUUAUGGCACUUGUCUCUGCUGUGUUAAGGGCCUCUUCUACCACUGUUCUACUGAUGAUGAAGACAACUGCGCUGAUGAGCCCUGCUCCUGUGGGCCUGGCUCUUGCUUCGUCCGCUGGGCAGCCAUGAGCCUCAUCUCCCUCUUCUUACCCUGCCUGUGCUGCUACCUGCCUACCCGUGGAUGCCUCCAUCUGUGCCAGCAGGGCUAUGAUAGUCUUAGGCGACCAGGCUGCCGCUGUAAAAGGCACACCAACACUGUGUGCAGAAAAAUCUCUUCUGGUAGCGCGCCCUUCCCCAAGGCCCAGGAGAAGUCUGUAUGACCUUCCCACAAGAGGGAUCCAGUGCUUUCUCCUUCUAGGCCCCAUCAAUAAAGCAUAGGCCUCAUCUUUGAAGAAGGGGAGGAGGAGAAAAGUAGCCAAGCCAAAGUUAGGGCUCACCAAUUUCGUUCCUGCAGUGUCAGGGGAAUGGUCAAGUACAUCCUGGUGCAGGAUGCCUUGCUCUUUCUCACAGUAUCUAUCCCACUCCUCCUCAGUCUUUUUACACCCACCAUCUCAGCCCUUAUGGCUGUCAUGGCAUAUUCAGGUGAUAUAUAAGCAUGAGAUUUGGACACUGAGGGCUGACAGAGCCAGCAACGUGGAGGUUUAGGGGCUCCCCAACGUAGUACCUCUCGAUGCAGGCUCUGAGUGUCACUCUGCUUUCCACAGUGCCUUUGGAAGCUUUCUUCUUAGAUGGUUUUCACAGGUCCACGUGGAACAGUGUUCAGUAUUCCAGGGAAUCUGACCCCUUCUCCGUCUACCGCCCCUCUGGUCUUUAGUCUUUUUCUCAUUUUCUCCUCUUCUUGCAUUACUCUGUUCUGUUCUCAUUCCCACUCCAUUCUCACCCUCUCUACUUUUACUUUUCCUCUCUUUUCUUUCUCCCUCUCUGCUUUCUUCUCCUUCCCUCCCUUUCUCUCAGACUAAUCCUUUCUCUGCCUGUAUUUCUGUCUUGUUUGAUCUAAUCUUUGUCUCCUUCUACCUGUCCCUCUUUCUCUCUCUAACACGUCAAAAAGUGCUGUUUUUCCGUAGGUGUUUCCUUUGACGCCAAACUUUGCUGUUAUACUAGUUACUAAUUUUUAUUGAGGGAAAUUGAUUACUGUAAUGAACUUAUCACUAGCAAUAGUGUGUGUGCACUCAUAACCACACUCGCCAGUUUAUGAGCAUAUGAGGCAAACUUAUCUUACAUUUCCAGGUUUAAUUAGUUGAAGUUUUACUCCCUUUCCCAAUAAUCAACUUACAGUACUGACAGAUUCCACUAGCAUGCUGAGUAGGAUAGUAAAUCAGGAUGCUCAUAACUUUGUAUGUCUGACCCAAGUGCCAAAGGCAGACGUGCUUUAUAGCUAAAUGAACAAAGCAAAGGAUAUUACAGAGGUCUGUUCUCUCUUAGAAGCUAACUGCCCUGAGACUGCAUGGCUCAGGCCUUAAUAAUGGACAUAAAAAGUCAUAAAACUUUAGAGCUGGAAGGAUCUUAACUGUUAAUCUAGUUCAAUGCCCUUAUUUUACAGAUGGGAAAACUGAGGCCUGGAAAUAGGAAGGGAUCUGCCCAAGGCUACACACUGAGUUAAUAGAGUUGGGCCUGGCAUACAGGUCUUGUGACUCUUGGUUCAGUAUUCUCUAUUAACAAUGACAGAAAGCCAUUCCCAUUCAAUUUUCAGGAAUCAUGCCAAGCUAGUGUGGUGGUCUUUAUGUGGGGCACAGUGGGUAGCUAACUUUCAGGUGUCAAGGCUGCCCCCAGUGAACAUCACCUUUGGCUCUGUCACCUUGUAGAAGCUCAAGUGUGCAAAAGAAAAGCUUAAGGAAGCCCUAAUCAAGCUGUAUCUUCGCCAUUGCACCUACCCUUUGCUACACACUGUGCUUGCUCCUGGCUUUGUCUGCAGUGGCAGUUGCCUGAGAACCUAAAUUUCAGCAACAGUGGAAAACUGAGAUGAAAGAUGUAUAAUGCAGAGAACUGACUUCUCUCUUAUGAAAUACCAAGAGUUUGUGCUGUGAAUCCCCUUCAAUGGGAAAAGGCUGCAGUGGUGAUAGCAGGCUCCUAAGGACUGCUGCUGAAAGAUGCAAGAAUUAGAUACAGUUUCCCUCUGUAAGUGAAUCCAGAAUUCACUACAGAAUUCAAAGAUUGAGGGCACUUGCUUGAAAUCAAGGUGCUCCAACUUAGUUUAAGACUUCCAGACUCUAGCUUUAUAUAUCAUCAUCUCUUUUAAAGUGUGCAUGGGUAUGUAUUACAGGGUGGAAAGGUGGGGAGAAAUGUAUAGUCAUACACAGGGGGAAGAAGAAGGGAACAUCCACGUCCCCUUGUCGGCUAUAUACUAUAGGAAUACGUGCCACUCAGUCUUUGUUGGUUCUGAAUCUCCCUGAAGUGUACUGACAUUUGGGCUGCAGAGACCCUCACCUUCUCUUUCACCUCCUCUUCUAGAAUUGCUUUGCUCUAUUUUUGUAUAUAUAAAUAUGUCAUGAUGAUUAUUAAUAAUGUUAAUGAUAUCGCCGCAAAUGGUGCCACAUGCAAGGUUUGGCUUCUUGGAACAUUUAUAACCCGAACCAGUACCUGCCACCUCUCAUGUUGCUUUCAAGUCCUUCCAUUUAAGUAACUUCUUUUUACCUUACAAGUCUGCCUGAUUGACCUUUGAACUUAGCCACCCCUAAAAGCUGUGCCCGGUUUUCUGGGUCAAGCUGGAUGGUGAUGAGUAGCAACACACACUUCUCUUCGCUUCUGCCUGAAAUUUGCUUAAAGCUGAGAUAAGUAAGGAUUCUGACACUAGUGCAUUGUUCCUGGAGCUAAAGUUAUUCUAUGGAUGUUUGCUGAUUAGUUUCAGGACCCAAAACAACACAAGUCCCUCCUCCUUGAUAGCUCCUUCAUAUCUCAAUCCUGCAGUCCUUACUCAGGCAAAUUGUGCACUGCCAGAGGCUCUGGGCUCUGCCACACACCCAAAGGAGCUCUUCUCAGUGUAUUUCUAAAUGGCCUUACACUUGGUAGAAGAAACUGAACGGUUACGCCAAUGCAGUUGCAGUCUGCAAUCUGCUGAGUCAGGGCUCUCAUUUGUGUCCAAGUUGGCCUGAUAUGGACUGCAUCUGGUUUAUGUAUAGAUGGGUCCUGUUGGGGUAUGCGCACAGACAUGUGAGUGUGCAUAUAUAUCCCCUCUGUGAGAUAUAUAUAUAUAUAUAUAUAUAUAUAUAUAUAUAUAUAUUUACAUAUAUAUAUGUAAAUAUAUAUCCACACAUCUCUAUAUAUUUUAAUGUAUUGCACAUGUAUAUUUAAAAUAUAUAUGAAAGAACUCUAAAUCCUGCAGAGAGGCUCUGUUUUCAUUAUUUUUCUACUUUGUGUCAUGUACUGUAUAAACAGGAAUAUCUAGAGGAUGUUUCCUGCUUAGCAUUUUUUUGCAGUUAAAUCAUCUGUUACCCCCUAAAUCUACUGCUUUCCACAUAUUGGUCCCUUGAUACAUUUCAUAUGGCUUUAGCCAAAAGUUUGUUGUUGUUGUUGUUCCAGCCCAUCUUUCCUCAUCACAACAGCUAUAAUAAAUGUAGUGAGCACUUACAUAGUGCUUACUAUGUGCUAAGCACUAUUUUAAGCACAUCACCUAUAUUAGCUCAUUUAAUCCUCACGGCAACUCUGCAAUGUAUGCACUAUUAUGAUUGCCAUGUUACAAAUGAGAAAACUGAAGUACAGAGGGGCUAAGUGACUUGUCAAAGGUAACAAAGCUUGUAAAUGCUGGAACUAAGAUUUGAACCUAGGCUGUCUGACUCCAGAGUCCAUGGUCCAGAGUCAGGUAUAGAAGUCCAGAGCAUAAUAUAAACCCCUGUGGUAUAACAAGCCUCAAACGGUGAAUGCUUCUGUCCCUAACUCCAGUCCACCUGCAGCCUGAGAGUUGAAACAAACAUGCUACUAUGUUAGGAGUGAAGCAAUAGUUACAGACAUCAUAUUAUUAGCUGUCUUGCUUCCCAAGAUGGUGGCAUUACACACUUCUCCACUUUUCCCUUUGAAAACAUGUUUGCAGCCAGUUACCGUUUCUCAAUCAGCUUAUGGUAUGGAGCCAGUAGAGAAAUUUUUUUACUUUGCCAGAGAGGGUAAGAGUUUACUUGGCCUUCUCUUUAAGGGCCCAGGAAAUCUAAUUCAAUUUCUUUCUGAAGAAAGUAGAACUAAAUCUAUGUUUGGCACUUGAGAUUGGUUGGAGCUGUUAACAUUCAAGCUCAUUGAUUAUACUGAGUGCAUUUUGCUGAUUCAAAUGUAAGUAAUCCACUGAUGUCCAUUGGUCAGUAUACCACCUUACCUCUUCCCAUCACCUACUUCACACAGACAUUAUUUCAGAGCCAGAAAGACCCUUAAAGAACAUCUAUUCCAACAUCAACAUUUUAUAGUUGGAGGAAAAGAUGCACAAAGAGAGAAAAUAACCUGCCAAAGUCACACAGUUAUAAGUUAGGGUGGAAUUAUGACAAUUCCAGAUUUCCUAGUUGCCAGAUUCCCUGGUCUGAGUUUCUUAGAAAAUAGAGCUUGAAGCAAGAGCUUAUGUGAAAUCCCAAGGAAGUAGGAGCAAGGAAAAAGAGGUAGGGAAGGAGGGAGAAUAACCUGUUUCAUGACAAGCUAACUUCUCAAUCUCUUAUGAUAGGCCAUACUGUAUCUCAGCCCAUCUGCGUGAGGAAAGGGGAAGAAUUCAACUCCUAUCUCCCAUCUCAUUAGUCAAAUACCUUCCCUGUGGAAAAUUAGCUCCCCUGCACUUUUGGGUAAUGCAUGUGUGGGUGCCCAAGCAUGUACCUUGGCAUCUUAAGCCUCAGCAGCAAUGGGGUAGCAUUACAGACAGCAAGGCAAGUGUGCGUAUAAAGGGAGACAUAUGAACUUAAACUGGUACACUAGGCUGGUGCUUUUCCCUUACAUCUUUAUUCACUUUCAUUCAAAGUGAGUUAGAGAUAGCCUACAAUUUUUAAAGUAUAUAAGGCUUUAUUGUGGUGCUCAGAAACAUACUAAAUUUGCCUUCCUAAACCUAUAUAUUCCCCGACUUGUUUUUAAGGACUUCUUUCUGCAUGGAAAUGAAGUUCCUAGUUCAACUAGAGAAGUAACAAUCUAGGCCCAUAUCCUUAUCUUGACCCUUAAAGCAGUGUUGCUGCUUUCAAAGGCCAGAAUGAACAAGACACACAGCUUUCAAGGAAAGACAUCUUGCGAGUGACGCUGCUCAUUGUUGUUUAGGGAUCUUUCUGUCAUUACAAUCAAAGUGAUGUAUGUUGCUCCCACAUAUACUUGCUGGCCAGUUCCCUGUAAAAGAAGGGGGUAAUCCUGACACACAAGUUGUCAUUCUCCAACUAUUAAAGCAAUCCUUUUGGCUGUACUAGAUAAUGGUCAUGUCUCUGAUAAUAAAAGACACAGAUGACAAGGAUUAGGAAACCCCCAAGUCCUUGAAGAACUGACCAACACUGCUGUUGCCAGUCACUAAGGAAAGAAAACAGAGAUAAUCCUUCAGGUGAACACCCUAGUUUUAUUAAUACAGGGCUUUAACCUCAAGUCACCUGUAUGUUCUAUUGUGAUAAGAUGAGGUGACCCGUAAAUGCAUCCUAAGGGCUCAUUUUGAACCUAUGUCCUAAGGCCUAAACUAAGGGAGACUGAAUGACGCCCUUGGCCCCUUUCUCCUAGGUCCACACUUUAAUCUUAGCCUUCAAAGUCUUACCACUCUGGUGACAAAAAGAAACACUAAAAGGGAAAGGAACACUAAUUUUUAUAAUAUCAGAAAUUAGUUGGCUUAAUUUUACUCUGUAAAAGUUUUAAAGGAUCCCCUUCCAAUGGGUGUUAAGGCCUCCCAAUAAGGAGAAGGCUCCAGGCCCAUCGUAAUACAUAAGGUAUACUGAAGGAAAAAGAGAAAAAAGUAGUGUGAAGUAAUACUGUAUGUAGGUCCAGAAAGAAAAACAAAUGUUAAGAAAAAGCUAUGUGAAAGAAAAAAGCUCUGUAAUCAGUUUGUUUCUCUCAUCCAAAACUCCAUUUUAUUAACCUCUUGGCUCUGUUGUAUAUUUAAACUCCUUUUUGUCCUUGACUUGUAGCAGCAUUCGUUUUUUUUUCAAACUCCUACAACACUUCCACUGGAA
Molecule: messenger RNA, 7140 nt
Organism: Orcinus orca (killer whale)
Lineage: Eukaryota; Metazoa; Chordata; Mammalia; Artiodactyla; Delphinidae
Gene: SPRY3
Product: sprouty RTK signaling antagonist 3
Exons: 2
Coding region: 499-1365 (288 amino acids)
Biological process (GO): negative regulation of Ras protein signal transduction; negative regulation of fibroblast growth factor receptor signaling pathway; multicellular organism development
Cellular component (GO): cytosol; membrane
Source: RefSeq, a predicted model, not a curated record